AUGGAAUUCAGGCCCAUGAAAACUGUUACUAAAUGUAUCAGAGAGUCUUUAUGUUAUACUACUACUACUACUACUACUACUACUACUACUACUACUACUACUACUACUACUACUACUACUACUACUACUACUACUACUACUACUACUACUACUACUACUACUACUACUACUACUACUACUGCUACUACUACUACUACUACUACUACUACUACUACUACUACUACUACUACUACUACUACUACUACUACUACUACUACUACUACUACUACUACUACUACUACUACUACUACUACUACUACUACUACUACUACUACUACUACUACUACUACUACUACUACUACUACUACUACUACUACUACUACUACUACUACUACUACUACUACUACUACUACUACUACUACUACUACUACUACUACUACUACUACUACUACUACUACUACUACUACUACUACUACUACUACUACUACUACUACUACUACUACUACUACUACUACUACUACUACUACUACUACUACUACUACUACUACUACUACUACUACUACUACUACUACUACUACUACUACUACUACUACUACUACUACUACUACUACUACUACUACUACUACUACUACUACUACUACUACUACUACUACUACUACUACUACUACUACUACUACUACUACUACUACUACUACUACUACUACUACUACUACUACUACUACUACUACUACUACUACUACUACUACUACUACUACUACUACUACUACUACUACUACUACUACUACUACUACUACUACUACUACUACUACUACUACUACUACUACUACUACUACUACUACUACUACUACUACUACUACUACUACUACUACUACUACUACUACUACUACUACUACUACUACUACUACUACUACUACUACUACUACUACUACUACUACUACUACUACUACUACUACUACUACUACUACUACUACUACUACUACUACUACUACUACUACUACUACUACUACUACUACUACUACUACUACUACUACUACUACUACUACUACUACUACUACUACUACUACUACUACUACUACUACUACUACUACUACUACUACUACUACUACUACUACUACUACUACUACUACUACUACUACUACUACUACUACUACUACUACUACUACUACUACUACUACUACUGUUGCUAUUAGUACUAUGACUGUUACAGCUAACACUUCUACUGCUAAAAAUUGA
This is a messenger RNA of Heterobilharzia americana, 1212 nucleotides long. The record is from the annotation of a GenBank genome assembly. NCBI's taxonomy places the organism in Eukaryota, Metazoa, Platyhelminthes, Trematoda, Strigeidida, Schistosomatidae.